Messenger RNA from Symbiodinium natans, 1734 nucleotides. The record is from the annotation of a GenBank genome assembly. Lineage: Eukaryota; Dinophyceae; Suessiales; Symbiodiniaceae.
AUGGCGUCCGACAACGACUCCGAGAGAGGAGAGCGGCGACACACCGAGCGCGCCAUCUCCCUGCACGAGUCGGUCUCGCCCGAUCGCUGGUGCGUGAACUGGGCGGAUCUGAAGUACCUCAAACAGGAAGUGCGGCAGGCCAUCAAGAACGGAGAGAUAACGCCCCCUGACGAUGGGUCAGAUGACUUCCUGGGCACAGCUGAGAAUUACGGUCCAAGCAUCUACACUGUUACCGAUCAGCACAUCAAGCCCAUCACGCAACGGGCAGGCAAGAUGAGCUGGGCGCUCAUGAGACAUCCCGAGGGCCUCGACUGCGACGUCUUCAUCAGCCACGCCUGGCAAGAGGGCAUCUUCGAGUUCCUGUCCAAGGUGCUGCACUCACGGCCGCGGCACGCUCGUCAUGCUUGGUGCUGCAUGCUUGCGAAUCCACAGCAUCUAGACAUCGCAGCCAUGCUUCAGUCGCCUCGCCAUUCACCUUUCGCGGUUGCGCUCGAAGCUUCGACGACCGUCUUGGUGGUGCCAAACCGCCUCUGCUCCGUGUACACGCGGCUGUGGUGCGCGUACGAAGCAUAUUUGGCGCAGGAGCAGGGCAAAAUCAUCUUGAUUGCAAGAGCUUCGAACUGGCGGCGGGUUUGCAACGCCAUGUGGUACAUGGCCUUGGCCGCCUUUGUGGGUUCAGCCUUGGCAGUCUUGCUAGACUUUCAAGGCUGGACAAGGUAUGUGAACUUGGGAGUGACAUGCGUGGCAGCUAUAGCUGGUGUUGGCAGCAUGGUCACGGCCAAGAACACUCUCCGCGUUGCCUUGAACUUCAUUGGCGAAGUCAUGUGCUGGUAUCUGGUUGUAGAGUGGGACACAGUCGGUGGCCUGUACUCGCGACAUCCAAGUCCCUUCCUUGACUACGUCGCCGCCGUGACCCAGCGUGCAUGGAUCGUAUGUCUCGCCGCCACCUUCUUCCUGCUGGAAGUGGACCGCAUCAACAGCGAGGUGACGGGGUGGGAAGCGCAGCAGCUCGCAAGAGGAUACACGGGCUCCAUCGUGCACGCGACGUGCUCGCGCCCGGAGGACGACGAGGCUAUCCGCAGAGAGAUCGGAGGCACGGUCGAGGCCGUGGACUAUGCCAUCCAGGUCCUCAUGUCCGCUGGGAUGUCCACGCCGACCUUGCGCGAGGUUGCUGCCAGGGGCGUCUGCAUUCAUCAAGCUGCCAAUCCAGCGAUUGCACUGCCGAUGCUGCUGCUGGGGCCAUUUCUCAUGUUGACUUUCGUUACACUUAUCUUCGACUCCAUCUACCUCAGGGAUUCCAACCCCGAGUGGUUCGCGAGGCUGCUCCCGCUGAGGGCCACAACCGUCCUGCAGCGUGUGAUCAUGCUGCUGAAGAUCCGCUGCUCCCCACGAGAUGAGCGAUGCUACAUUUACCUGGUCAUACAGAAGUGUGCCACGGUGUACCUCGCAUUCAUCACGCCGGCAAUGGUUAAAUGCCAGCUGAAUGGGUAUCUCUCUUAUGAUAGCACCAGCACGUGGUUUCUGAUUCCACCCAUAGCCUACUCAACGAUGCUUGCGUUCGUGAUGCUGGGUUUCCGACGCACUGCGAAUCUUCCCUGCGGGCUCUACCUACUCCAGAUGUUUCUGGCUCGGGGCUUCCGCACUCUGUUCAUGACCACCACUGGCUGUGGAGCACCACCGAAUGAGGACUCGGAGUCAGACUCGGAGUCAGAGAUAGGCACGGACACCUCCUGA